Molecule: messenger RNA, 2034 nt
Organism: Trichosurus vulpecula (common brushtail)
Lineage: Eukaryota; Metazoa; Chordata; Mammalia; Diprotodontia; Phalangeridae
Gene: CALR3
Product: calreticulin 3
Exons: 9
Coding region: 240-1427 (395 amino acids)
Biological process (GO): protein folding
Cellular component (GO): endoplasmic reticulum membrane; endoplasmic reticulum
Molecular function (GO): calcium ion binding
Source: RefSeq, a predicted model, not a curated record
GGGUGGGAGGUUGAGGGGGGAGGGUGGACGGCGAGAAACUAUAUUUCCCAGCAUGCAUCACCCCGUGGGCGGUGGGAGCGCCAGGACUCAGCCGCUCAGCAAAGCAUGAUGGGAAUCGAAGUUCUUUUCCUUUCCUGUCCCUGGAAGCGGCGGGGAGCGUCCGCGGAGCUCCCGGCAGAGCCAAUCAGAGAGCGCCGCCAGGCGGAGGGCGGGAAAAGAAGAACUACCUUCGAGCGGCCAUGGACCGGCCAGUGGCCGCUGGGUCCUUGUGGGCCCUGUGGCUGUUGCGGACGGCGCUGGCCACCGUAUACUUCCAGGAAGAAUUCCUCGAUGGAGAAAGUUGGAGGAAUAGAUGGAUACCUUCUACUAAUGACUCCAACUUUGGACACUUUAGGCUAUCAUCAGGAAAAUUUUAUGGUGAUAUACAGAAAGAUAAAGGUCUGCAAACCACUGAAAAUGCAAAAUUUUAUGCUAUCUCCUCACGAUUUAAACCAUUUAGCAAUAAAGGACAGACUCUGGUUAUUCAGUAUACAGUAAAACACGAACAGAAGAUGGACUGUGGUGGGGGUUAUAUUAAGAUCUUUCCUUCAGACUUGGAUCAGAAGAACUUAAAUGGGAAGUCACGGUAUUACAUUAUGUUUGGACCUGAUAUUUGUGGAUUUGAUAUCAAGAAAGUUCAUGUUAUUUUAUUUUACAAGAAUCAGUAUUAUUCAAACAGGAAAUCAAUCAGGUGUAAGGUUGAUGGCUUUACACAUUUAUAUACUCUGACAUUAAGACCAGAUCUAACUUAUGAAGUGAAAAUUGAUACUGACAUAAUUGAAUCAGGAAAUAUAGAAGAGGAUUGGAAUUUAGGAGGACUUAGAAAAAUGGAGAAAUCUGCAUUGAAGAUGCCUAAGAAUUGGGAUAAAUUGUCUCAGAACGAUAAAUCUAGUGAUGUUCCAUCUCAGGACUGGGAUAAACACUUUUUGGAUGCCAGUGCCAACAAGCCUAGCGACUGGAAUAGUGAGUUGGAUGGAGAAUGGCAGCCAUCAUUGCUCCAGAAACCUAAAUAUAAAGAUGGAUUGAAAUCAGAGAAUAUGGAUGAUUCAGAUUAUAAAAAUGUUUGGCUUCAUCAGAAGAUAGAAAGCCCAGGAUACUUACAAGAUUUUGAACUCUCAGAAUAUGAGAAUAUUGGUGUUAUUGGACUGGAACUUUGGCAGGUAAGAUCUGGAACCAUCUUUGAUAAUUUUUUGAUCACUGAUGAUGAGAAUUAUGCUGCAGAGUUUGGACUGAAAACCUGGGGAAGGACAAAGGGUCCAGAGAAGGAAAUGGACAUGAUACAAGCUAAGGAAGAAAUUAAAAAAGCAAGAGAGGAAGAAGAACAGUUGAUAAAAGAAAGCAUUAAGGAAAAGUAUUUCCAAACUCAGCCUAUAAAAGAUGAGCUCUAGUUAUCUUGAUUCUUAGUUUUGGAUAACUGAUAAUAUUAGUAUAACUUCUGUUUUAUUCUAUAUUUUAAGACUCAAAUGCUUACAUACUAAUUUGUUCUCUGUCAAAUUUUCUUAGAAAAUGUUCUGAUACUUUUUGGUAUAGUUAUCACUUCCCCCCUAGACAGUUCCUGUGUGUCAAGGUAUUUCCAUAAAUGUUACUUUUCUAGCAGAAUUUAAUGUGCAUCAUACCAAUAGUUGGUUUUGGGGGGAAGGAAGCUUUUUGUUUUAGCUAGAAUUUGGUGAGACCUUAUAAAACAAAAAUGCAUUAAUAUUUCCUUAGGUUGCUAGUAAUAUAUAUGAACUUUUUCAGUAUAAAAUUUGUAACCAACAGCUUUGGCAUCAAAAAUUUUGUAUAUUUACCAUUCAUGUUUUAAUUGUAUUAGAAAGCUCAGUUCUUUGCAGGCAUGCAUUUUCCUUUGCAAUAAAUAUUUUAGAGCUUUUGGUUAUUUGUACAGCAAUAUAUUAAAUGUAAUACGGAGGAUAAAAAUAAUUUAAGUGUGAUAACACCUUCAGAAGUUAUUUUUUAUCUUUUAAUUUUUCUUUAAAACUAAAUGAGACAUUUUUUUUC